GACAGAUAUUAUGGUGUUAAUCAUAGGAACCUCGAGGAAGACCCCGGGCGAGGAAAUUGCGGGCGGGUUUACCUUCACUUGUGUGGUUUCAUCGUGGUGGUCGAUUGAUGAGUGUAGCGCAGGUAGCAAACGGAAUUUUAUGGACGGCGGGCUAGCGCGCGGCCCGAGCGCUGCAUACCCCACCGCGGCCAUGCGGCGCGUUCCUGCAUCCAAACAAUCGGCCACAACAGAUCAACAUGUCGACGAAUCGCGCCUCGACCGCUGCCCCCGCGCAGCCUGCGCCGGAGAAGUCGUACUUUGAGCAGCAGCGCGAGAUGCUCGUGGGCGAGAUCGCGCAGAGUCUCGAGCUCGUGCUCCAAAACAUCAACAAGCUGAAUCGCUCGCUCGAGGAAGUGACCCAGGUCGGGACCGAGUUUGCGCCCGUCGAGUCGCUGUGGAGCCACUUUGAGAACGUCAUGGCGAAGGAUCCGAAUGCCCAGGAGGGCACGCAGGAGGGGCAGACCGAGCACGAGGAUGCGACUGAAGUGACGGAGCAUCAGAAGUGAGGAGAUGUCAUGUUGACUCGAGCAGAGUUGAUACAGCAUCGGGGUGGUGUCACGAGACGAAGACGCUGAGGUAGUCCCGAAGUACAGACGCGGCAAAGGGACAGACUGCUCUCAGACGGACUCGUGAGACGCCAAGACUACGGAUGAGAUGGGUGACGCAUGCCAGAACUCCUGGAGAGGGCGAUUGGAGAGAUGACUGAGGGUGGAAGAUCUGAACGAGACUUCAGUCACGUCAAUUGAACGAGGAUGCUUGCC
Messenger RNA from Boeremia exigua, 800 nucleotides. RefSeq names its product DASH complex subunit Dad1-domain-containing protein. Lineage: Eukaryota; Fungi; Ascomycota; Dothideomycetes; Pleosporales; Didymellaceae. Gene Ontology annotation, cellular component: spindle microtubule; DASH complex; mitotic spindle. The record is from RefSeq and is a predicted model, not a curated record. The transcript is spliced from 2 exons. The coding region runs from base 237 to 545 and encodes 102 amino acids.